AAGACAACAUAAACAUAUGCUAGUGGCUUCCUGGUAGUAACUUUGAGACGAAAAAAAAGUCUCCAACCAAACAAAAGAAAAGUCCUCCUCCAUCAUCUCCAUAAGAAUUUCAAUUCCACUUUUCCAUUGUCUACCAACACAUCUCCUUGUUAUCUUUGCUAGCCUCAUCCUCACUCUAUUUGCAUUAUUCCUAACCCUGUUGACCUUUAACAAAACCAUAGGUUGAUAUGGGUCUUUGCUUGGGAUCUCUAGCUCAUGGACCUCCAGCUGAAGCUGAAGCUAACACAACCGCAACAACUACUCCAGUGGGAUCUAGCAAGAUUAUAGAAUCAUCAGGAACAAGCAGCAGCAACGGCAAAAGUCUAUUUUCAGAGGGAGCAAGUAUGUUAAGCAUGGAUGAUUAUCCUGAUGGGAAAAUCUUAGAGUCACCCAACUUGAAAGAAUUCACUUUUACAGAUUUGAAGACUGCCACUAAGAAUUUCAAGUCGGAUUCUGUGUUGGGUGAAGGAGGAUUUGGCAGAGUUUUCAAGGGUUGGGUGGAUGAGAAGACCCUUGCACCCUCCAAGGCUGGUAUUGGAAUGGUGGUUGCUAUCAAGAAAUUGAAUUCAGAAAGUAUGCAAGGAUUUCAAGAGUGGCAGUCGGAAGUAAAUUUUCUGGGAAGACUAUCCCAUCCCAACCUGGUCAGGCUAUUGGGAUACUGUUGGGAGGAUAAAGAGCUGCUUCUUGUGUAUGAGCUCAUGUCGAAGGGAAGCUUGGAGAAUCAUCUUUUUAGAAGGAACCCUAACAUUGAACCACUUUCUUGGGACAUAAGACUCAAAAUACUUAUUGGAGCUGCUCGGGGCCUGGCUUUCUUACACACUUCAGAAAAGAAAGUCAUAUACAGAGAUUUUAAGGCCUCAAAUAUACUGCUUGAUGGGAAUUACAAUGCAAAAAUCUCAGAUUUUGGCUUGGCAAAAUUAGGGCCUUCUGGUGGUGACUCACAUGUGACAACCAGGGUUAUGGGCACAUAUGGUUAUGCUGCUCCAGAAUACAUUGCAACAGGUCAUUUGUAUGUAAAGAGUGAUGUUUAUGGUUUUGGAGUGGUGCUGCUAGAAAUGCUAACCGGAUUGCGAGCGCUUGAUACAAAAAGGCCUAAUGGGCAGCAAAAUCUGGUUGAGUGGCUUAAGCCAUCUCUCUCUAGUAAAAGAAAGUUGAAGAGCAUUAUGGAUAUACGAAUGGAAGGCCAAUAUUCAACUAAGGCAGCAUUACAAGCAGGACAACUCACUCUAAAAUGCCUAGAAUCAGACCCUAAAAGCCGGCCUGCCAUGAAAGAAGUGGUGGAGGAAUUGGAAGGGCUUCAAGCAAUCAAGGAAAAACCAAAGGAUUGCAAAACCAAGUCUACUCAUUCUACACCUCAUCAUCACAGCCAACAUCCUAUUCAUCAUCGGUACAAACACCAUGCUGCUGAAAUUUGAUCAAAACAUAAAGUUUCACACGAAGCAAGGUGAAGAAAAAUACUUCACACACACAAAAAUUGUGUGCCUCGAUUUUUUUUUUUUUUUUUUGUAUGGGAGCCUUGUCAAAUAUGGUUUUAUUUUUUUAUUUUUUGGCCAAAGUAAUUUCUUUAGAUUCACAACAAUUUUUUUUUGUUGUUGUAAGUUGUAACUGGCCAUUUUAUGUUCAACAUGAUGAUCAUAGUGUAAUACUGGAAAUUGUAGGGUUUUUUUUCCUGAUGUAGUCCUGAAUAGAAUGGAAAAUAUCUCAAGGGUACUUAAAUGAUAUUCUGUUA
Molecule: messenger RNA, 1768 nt
Organism: Quercus lobata
Lineage: Eukaryota; Viridiplantae; Streptophyta; Magnoliopsida; Fagales; Fagaceae
Product: probable serine/threonine-protein kinase PIX13
Exons: 6
Coding region: 228-1454 (408 amino acids)
Biological process (GO): protein phosphorylation
Molecular function (GO): protein kinase activity; ATP binding
Source: RefSeq, a predicted model, not a curated record